This is a messenger RNA of Xenopus laevis (African clawed frog), 1532 nucleotides long. It is a transcript of the gene htr6.S, whose product is annotated as 5-hydroxytryptamine receptor 6-like. Lineage: Eukaryota; Metazoa; Chordata; Amphibia; Anura; Pipidae. The record is from RefSeq and is a predicted model, not a curated record.
GAAGGAGUUGGGGGAAACAGGAAUGGGGGUGCAGGGGUGUAGGAUCCAUGGAGAAGACAGAAGCAAGUAAGUAGGAGAACUCUUCAUCUGUCGGCUCAUGGAUGAACAUUGGGAUGGAGGGACGACGCAGAGGUCUUCUCCCCAUGGACCCAACAUUUGGGUGGGCACCUUCCUGUGCUUGAUCAUUCUACUGACCACCUUGGGUAACUCUCUCCUCAUCCUCCUCAUCUUCACUCAGAGGUCACUUCGGAACACUUCUAAUUACUUCCUGGUGUCUCUUUUCAUGUCUGAUCUCAUGGUGGGACUGGUAGUCAUGCCGCCGGCCAUGCUGAAUGAGCUCUAUGGCAAAUGGAUCCUGGACGUGGACUUCUGCUGCAUCUGGUACUCCUUCGACGUCAUGUGCUGCAGUGCCUCCAUCUUGAACCUUUGCGUCAUCAGUUUGGACCGCUAUUUGCUCAUCAUCUCCCCCCUGAAGUACAAACUGAGGAUGACUUCUUGCCGGGCCCUCUGCUUGAUUUUAGCCACGUGGACGUUGGCCGCCUUGGCUUCCUUCUUGCCCAUUGAGAUGGGGUGGCAUGAGCAGGACUUUGAUCUACAGCACAUCAACAUGACUUCUGGGGCAGAGGAGAAGCAAUGCCGCCUCAUUGUCAGUUUACCUUACGCCUUAGUGGCUUCUUGCCUCACUUUCUUCUUGCCUUCAGUAGCCAUCUGCUUCACCUACUGUCGGAUCCUCUUGGCUGCCCGGAAGCAGGCCCUCCAAGUGGCAUCUCUGAUAACCAACGUGCCCAGCGCAUCCGAGGAUCAUGCACAGGUGCUGGACAGCAGAAAGUUUGUGACAAAACACAGUAAGAAAGCGCUGAAGGCCAGUCUGACUCUGGGCAUCCUGCUGGGCAUGUUCUUUGUGGCUUGGCUACCUUUCUUCGUGGCAAAUGUAGUCCAGGCAGUGAGUGACUGUGUGCCCCCCAGUCUGUUUGAUGUCCUCACCUGGCUGGGAUACUGUAACAGCACCAUGAACCCUAUUAUCUACCCCCUGUUUAUGAGAGACUUUAAACGAGCGAUGGGUAAGUACCUGCCUUGCUGCCGCCGCUCCCGUGUCAUCUCCCUCUCUAUCCGCAACUCCAACAGUGCCCCGCGCCUGGGUUUCUCGCUGAGGAACGUGUUGACCUUGCGGGGGGAGACAGAAUCCAUGUACUCGGCCACUGUGGGCAACGAGCAUCUCCUGCCCACCAAGGAACACAGCACCGACCCACUCCCUGUGACUGCCUCCGACUCCGUCAACCUCUUCGACCUGGAGCAGGAACUGCAGGUGCAUCAGCUGAACACGCCAAUGGACUGACCCAAUGUUCUCUUGUUCCUCUGAGUGUCAGACCAAAACAGAGAAAGAGAGAGAGAAAAAAAAAUCUACUUUUAAUAAUGGACUUUUGACUUCAUUUCAAGGACAACAGAUUGGGUGGGGACAGGGCUGGGCAUCAUAUCUAUUACUGUAUGUUUUUUAAUUUUUUUAAUGUCAAGAAGUAAAAAAAGAAACAAAA